Messenger RNA from Exaiptasia diaphana, 1235 nucleotides. RefSeq names its product serine/threonine-protein phosphatase 6 regulatory ankyrin repeat subunit B-like. Gene Ontology annotation, molecular function: protein binding. The annotation marks the transcript as partial. The transcript is spliced from 5 exons. NCBI's taxonomy places the organism in Eukaryota, Metazoa, Cnidaria, Anthozoa, Actiniaria, Aiptasiidae. The record is from RefSeq and is a predicted model, not a curated record. Gene Ontology annotation, cellular component: nucleus; cytoplasm.
UCUGAUACUAGUUGUGUAGACUCAUUUUCCUAAACAGAAGGAAAGAGUUGUCCUGAAAUUCUUUCUGAGAAAUGUGGCGAUACGGUGAUAAUGGUUGAUCCAAUGGUUGUUGACUACAAACGGUGAUCAAAAGAAAACGCCUUCGCUUCCAGAUAAUUUCACGAGAAACUACUCUUGCUUCUUGACAUAUCGGCUUUUGGUCUAGUUGUUGGAUGCAAACGCCGAUCAAAAGAAAACGCCUUCGCUUCCAGACAAUUCCAAGGAAACAUUCUUGCAUCUUGAUUUAUCGCGAUCUUUCAGAGAUACUGACUUAGAACUGAUUUCUUUUUUUCAAGAACUCAACUAAAGAAACAAAAGCAAGCCAUGUGGAUACAGAAGAAAAUUUGAGAGCACUGCGAUAUCGUUUGACAUAUAACAAAGUGCUAUACAGCAGGUUCCUUGGAUUCGUUUUGAGCGAUGAUUAAAAAUCCAGCUUACAUUUGACCCAAGUGUUAAACGUAUGCUAGUGAUUGACUGUCCACUUUUAAGAUGAGAAGAGAAAAUGAUGAUCCACAUUUCAAAAUCUUAAAAGGAAACGAUCGAAAAUAGUAAUAAACUGAACAAUGGAGAUCAAUCAAAUAAUGAGUUGGUUAUUAAGUGAUUGGUAUGAUUUUUCAACAAACCCGAAUCCUUUGAUAAAAGCUAUACUUGACGGCAAUAAUGAACUAUCACGUGAGCUAAUUACUCAAGGUGUAGACCCCAAUGUCACAGAUGAUGAAGGAGGGACGCCUUUGAUGUGCGCUGCAUUCAAGGGCAAUAAAUGGAUUGCUGAAAUAUUAAUUGAUGCAGGUUCUGAAGUGAAUCAAAGAAAUCAUAGUCAACAAACGGCCCUCUUUUAUUCAAUCAACGAAGAGGUUACACGGCUAUUGAUUGAAAAAGGUGCUGAUGUCAAUGUAUCUGAAAAAGAUGGACAAACUCCUUUAUUCAAUGCAGCUGAAAAUAAUAACGAAGAGGUUGCACGACUGUUGAUUGAAAAAGGUGCUGAUGUCAAUGUAUCUGAUAAAGUUGGACAAACUCCUUUAUUCGAUGCAGCUACAAAUAACAACGAAGAGGUUGCUCGAUUGUUGAUUGAAAAAGGUGCUGAUGUCAAUGUAUCUGAUAACAAUAAAAGAACUCCUUUAUUCAAUGCAGCUACAUAUAACAACAAAGACGUUGCACGACUGUUGAUUGAAAAAGGUGCUGAUGUCAAUGUAUCU